Molecule: messenger RNA, 4045 nt
Organism: Hyla sarda
Lineage: Eukaryota; Metazoa; Chordata; Amphibia; Anura; Hylidae
Gene: ASXL1
Product: ASXL transcriptional regulator 1
Exons: 12
Coding region: 195-3395 (1066 amino acids)
Biological process (GO): animal organ morphogenesis; positive regulation of transcription by RNA polymerase II
Cellular component (GO): PR-DUB complex
Molecular function (GO): peroxisome proliferator activated receptor binding; DNA binding; chromatin binding
Source: RefSeq, a predicted model, not a curated record
GGUCCCGCCCACGUGUUUUCCUGAGGCGGAGCGGAAGUGAUUGUCGUAUUGCAUUGUGGGGAGUGUGGUUCCGGUGUGUAGAAGCUGCCCGGGCCGGAGCAGACUACAACUCCCAUAAUCCUAGUACCGAGCGACCUCUGCGGAUACUGAGCUCACCCGGAGACCCCCGCAGACCCGCCCGGUGACCGGACAACAUGAGAGACAGACAAAAGCGCCGCAGGGAACGCACGUGGGCCGAGGCCGCCAAGAUGGUUCUAGAGAAUUAUUCAGAUGCACCAAUGACCCCCAAACAGAUACUGAAUGUGAUUGAGGCCGAGGGUCUAAAGGAGACAAAGAGCGGAUCUUCCCCUCUCGCUUGCCUGAACGCCAUGUUACAUUCCAACGCCAGGACACGGGAGGCGCUGUUCUACAAGCUACCUGGCCGCAUUAGUCUUUUCACCAUGAAGAAGAAUGCAGUGCAUUGGUCUCGUGUGGUGUCACUGCCAGAUGAUGGAGGCACAGAGGACACAGCAGAUGAAGAAGGAAGCCAGUGGGAGGAGGGCAGCUCAGUGCCUGCAGCAGAAACGUCCGGCAAUGCAUCCUCCUCUCGCGAGUCACAUGUCAGGGAAACCCAGUCCCUAGUACAGAUAAAUAAGCAGAAAAGAAGCGGGGUGUUGCUGCCUCGGGUCGUCCUUACUCCACUCAAAGUAAAUGGGGCUCAUCUGCCAUCUACUUCAGGUCUGUCUGUCCGCCGUGUAGAAAGCGAAGCCUCUGGUAAUGCGGCUCUGAGAGACAGCCUGACUUUUCACAGGCAAACGACUUUAAGUGGCAACUCCACCCAUCAUCUAAGAAGCAUCAAGAACAUCUCUGUCCCAGGACAAGUGAAGAAGAAGGAGGAGGAGAUUGAUUUUGAGACUCCUGGCUCCAUUCUGGUGAACACUAAUCUCCGUGCCCUGAUAAACGUGCGAACGUUCAAUGCUCUACCAAUGCACCUCCAACAGCAGCUACUACUACUUCUUCCAGAUGUGGACAGGCAGGUGAGCCCGGAUGGACAGCUGCGGAUGAGCUGCAGCGCCCUUAACAACGAAUUCUUUGCUCAUGCGUGCCAAAGAUGGCGGGAGAGGCUGGCAGAAGGUGAAUUUACCCCAGAGGCUCAGAUGAGGAUGAGGCAGGAGAUGGGAAAGGAGAAGAAAGUUGAAGACUGGAAAGAGAUGUUUUUUGAAGAUUUCUAUGGACAAAAGCUCGGAUAUUCAGAGGAGCUGGGGUCUGAUUUGGAAGAGAAGUCUAUGGAGACGACCUGUCUACAGCAAGAGAAGCCAAGAACCACCCCAGAACCUGCUCAGAAACAAGAAAAGGUUCCUGAGGUUCACAUCAGAACUCGGAGAAGUCUCUACAGGAACACAGAGAAGAUCCAGAGGAACGUACCAACGGCUGCAGAGGUCAAAGCCUCUACCACCUUUCCUGCACCUCCAGAGAGAACAGAGUCUGAUCCUUCAUCUGUGGAGAACAGAUUGUCACCACAAGAUGACCUGAGCCUCCCAUCUACCUCUGAGAGAGUGCCGGAGCUUCAUCCUGAGACUGCUUCAGAGCAGAAAAGGAAAAGCGCCGAACCAGACACCUCCAGCCCCUCCAUCGAGAAGAAGCCACGGAUGGAACAGCGUCAGUCCUUUCGUAACACAAUUCAGAGCGUUCACCCCGAAAAGCCACAGCCUACCAAAGAAGAACCAAAAGUCCCUCCAAUCCGGAUACAGCUUUCUCGGAUCAAACCUCCCUGGGUGGUUAAAGGUUUGCCAGCUUACCAGAUCUGCCCCCGGAUCAUCCCAAACCCUGAUCCCACUGGGUGCUGGCCUUUUUCCUGCUCGCCUGCUGACAGUCAGACCUGUGACAAUCACUCCCAAGCCUCCGGUGGUGAAGGUAGAGGCGACAGUGGUUUCCUCUGCCAUCAGCCAGACAAAAGAAGCUGCUGCUCCAGAGGUUCCAGAAGAAGCAGAAAGAGACAUAGACAUAGAGAGAAAUCAGCAAAUCACUGCAGAACACAAUUACUGCCGGCCAUUACAGUGAAGCCAGAGAAACCAGAAGUUCCAAGGGUCAAAAUCAGGGUGUCAAGUGGUACAGUCGACAUCAUAGAUGACUGUGGCCUGACUGACUCUCUUACCAAAGAACACCACCUCGAUAAUGUAUCCCCCCCAGAGGACCUCUCCCAGUGUGGAGAUCAGGCAGUUUCUAUGGCAGAUGCAGAGGAGGAGAAUAUGUGCAGUGAUGAGAGGAUGUUGGCGCCUUCUGUAGAUGGCAUCUUGGGACAAGCAUUUGAGACCGCAUCGUGUGUUCUGGGUGAUGUCUCCAACACAUUUCAAAACCGGAUCAAACAGGCCACGUCCUGCUCUACUGAAAAGGAUUCCUCAGAAAAGAAACCGGAUGCAAUGCCGGCGGAUAUUGCGGAGCACCAUGUACUCCCUACAUCCUCCCUAGUGCAGCUACACUCAUUGGACACAACUAAAACCUCACCCCUAGGACAGUUGCCAGUGCAUGUGAAUGACCCCUCAACACCUGGCACUCUGUUGGACGCGGUAGUUGACCUACAUGGUAAUGGUCGCCAUCAUGAUAGUGUUCCUUAUCCUUCAGUUAGCAACUCGCAAGAGCCAAAUGAUUCUGAUCCUCCCCAUGGUGCUUUACAGGCAGAAUCCUUUCAGGAGACAUUGGUGACCCAACAGUCGCUCACCACUGAGAAUGUUGGCGCGUGUACGCCUGUACCUGACUCCUUAAAUGAUGGUUAUAAAGGAAAUCUAGAGGUUGCCUCCCCUAUCGGUGCCAUUCUUUGCACAGCAGAGGAUGAUCUUCCCAAACACAGUAAAGUUAGUGAUUUUUCAGUGAGUACUAACAGACUGGAGAGGUUAUGCAUGCCCUCUGGUUUGUCACCUCCGAAUCUUGAGCCUGGAAAGCACGGCAGCCCUGGCUCCACCACCUCCGUGCCAUCAUCCGACCCUUGCCCCUUUAAGGAGACUAUUCAAUCACUGAAUAAUUCAUUUGGAAUUGCUGAUAAGAUUCCCUUAUUACUAGAUAUGUCCUUCCUCCAAUUCCCAAAGGAGAUGGGGGUCCGUGUCCAGUUGCCAGUAGACCUGGCGAGGUCUCCCCAUCACAAGAUGAAAGAAUCCUUCUUGGAGAUGCUGUCACAGGAUGUUGGCUCCUACCAUUACUCUGCAGGGGUUCGUCUUUCCUCAUCGCCCGGAGUGACGGGCAGCGCCUCGCUUUCUGUGGAGGUCUUCUCUGAACAUAGCGAUGGUGGGGAAGAGCAGGUGUCACUGCGAUGUUCUUGCAGCUUCAAAGCCAUGACCUUGUGUGAGGGGUGUGGGGCUUUUUGUCACAUCGACUGCAUUGGACCUUCCAAACUCUGUGUAUCGUGCCUUGUCAUAAGAUAGUGGACUGACAGCUUUGAAGGCGGCAUUUUUGUUUAGCAAGAUAGUCGGCAACCUGCUCUCUUUCCGGGUGGGGGUGAAACUACAGCUCCCAGCAUUUGUUCUACCCCCACCUCCUGGAAAGGAGCACAGGAUGGCGAGCACUGGUUUUUAGUGUUGGUAUUUUACCUGUUAUCCGGAGUUCCGGGAUGUUCAUAUUGUAUUAUGCUUCUUUUUGUUAGAAAUUGAAAAACCUGCUGAUGAAUAUUAUUCAGCUCUUAUUGUGAUACAGACCCUAUUGAGGGGGCAGUAAUGGGGGCGCUGUUUGGUCACCUGGCUACUUUGCGUUUUGUACCCAUAGUGUCAGUUACACCCAAAACCCACAAAAUUUGCAUAGGAGUGUAUCAGUUGUUUCCAGACUUUCUUCCCUUCUAGUAAAGUUUCAGAGCCUGAUAGGAAAACGCUGCAAAAAUAAACAGUUUCCUAUCCUGGCCCAGUCCAGUGUCCCCCAUUGACCAGAUGACUUGAACGGACAGUAAGAUUGGCUCUGGCACCAGUUUCCCUCCAGAGUGGUAGUAAAAUACCAAAGGUAAGCUGAUGCCAGGACCGAGCCAGUUAUUCUCAGAGAUUGUUUAAAGGAGUACUCCACCCCUAGACAUCUUAUCCCCUAUACA